Molecule: messenger RNA, 477 nt
Organism: Guyanagaster necrorhizus
Lineage: Eukaryota; Fungi; Basidiomycota; Agaricomycetes; Agaricales; Physalacriaceae
Exons: 2
Coding region: 1-477 (158 amino acids)
Source: RefSeq, a predicted model, not a curated record
AUGACUUCGACCUUGAUAAGACGGCGCUCCAUCGUAUCGUUUGCAACUUCUCGGCCAUUGUAUUCACCUUUCCUGCCAGUCGCUCAAUCAUUCCCCUGGUCCACACGGGCAAUUUCAUCGUCCUGGACAGUAACGCGAUCCAUGAUUAAAUUGAUUUGGUUGAGGAUGAGCCUCGUGGCCAACUCGCGGCCUGUUUUUGUUUGGUCGUAUUGCCCACCAUUCGCGCGACGCGUUGCGCUUUCUCUUCUUGUCUUUCACUCCAAAGGCGAGUCGCCUUCUGCUCACAGAAAUUCAAUCCAAUCGUGUCUUCCGUCGGUACUACAUAUCAUUCCUCCUCCUCCGCGACCCGCGAAGCUCAUUAGUCCUUCCACCCGCACCCCAAGAAUCCGGAGACGCCGUAACAUUCUCAAAAACGUCUUCAGGAAAUCAAAGGCCAGUCCGAGGCCCCGCCGGCUGCCGUAUACCCCCGAUGACUAG